Molecule: messenger RNA, 2581 nt
Organism: Linepithema humile (Argentine ant)
Lineage: Eukaryota; Metazoa; Arthropoda; Insecta; Hymenoptera; Formicidae
Product: fidgetin-like protein 1
Molecular function (GO): ATP hydrolysis activity; ATP binding; microtubule severing ATPase activity
Source: RefSeq, a predicted model, not a curated record
GUAACUAUUGCUACAAACUGUCACGUGAAAAGAUGUUAAAUUUAAAUACAGAAAAUUAAUUAGUCAUAAUGUCUGAGAUACAUCAUUAUAGAUAGAUGCAUAAUUAUAAAUAUUUUAAGUUAAUAUUUAUCAGAAUACAAAUAUGAAUUCUCCUAGCACAAGUACACAAGAUACUGUGCAAAAUUCAAAAGUGGAAAAGGAUAACAUUCUGUCUGUUUAUCAUACACUAAGAUUUUCAAAAGAAGAUAAAAAUUGUUUCGAGAUUGCAGACAUCGAACGCAGGUCUCUUGCCACGAAGUAUAUGACAACAAGAUUAUUUGAUUCAGAGGAUAUGACAGCAGUACUCCUUCGAAAGGGUCUUGAAGAUUAUCAUUCUCUAUUGAGGGACGAACACGGAGUAAACAGUUACUGGAAACAGGUUAAAUCUCAACUGCCUGAUAGUGUAAAAAAUGAUCCAUUGAAAUGGAAAUCGAAAUUAGAUGAUGCAGACACUACAUUGAGUUUUGUAAAAUCUCUGAGUUGUCAAAAAAUCAAUACUCUACCUUGUAAAGGAAGAUCUUACAGUGAUGUAAACAUAGAAAAAAUAAUAAAUAGAGCAAAAAGGAAAGAUGUGCAGAAGAGAAAUAGAAAAAUCUCCUCACAGCUAGAACAUUUUAAAACUGCGAGUUCUAAUCAAAUUUCAAAUAAAGAAGUUUUAUUAAAGCCAAAUAAUGAUAGUGAACAAAAUGUAUCUACUUAUUUUUCAAGUAUUCCCAAAAACAAUGUUAGUAAACAAGUAAGUUACAACCAACGAAACACACCAACAAUGCAAUCAAGUAAGCAAUCUUCUUACCCAAAUUUGAACAAAUUUGUACAGAAACUGCCUCCUAAAUCAAUGAUAAAAAAUGAUAAAAUAUAUAAUAAUAAUGAUAAAAAUGAUAAAAAUGAUACAACUAAAAGUCUCUAUAGAACAAUAAAUCCACAUGCACCAAAAUUACGACCAGCUGAGCCUGUACAGUCUAACAAUGAAGAUACAGAAACAAGGAAUACAUUCGACAGCUUCAAGAGUGCCAGAGACGAAUUAUACAUCCAAGAAAUGAAGAAGAACAAAUCAGCGCCGAAGAAAACUUUGGGUGGCCGAGCAGCGGCCAACACUCCAUUCGUCUGUCCACUAAAACAAAAUAAAGAAAAAUCCGCACAAAAUUACAAUGCUGCACCACAAAAUGAAACUGACGUGGAAGAGGACGAAAGACUGAGAAAUAUUGAUCCGAACAUGAUCGAGCUAAUUAGAAACGAGAUCAUGGACACAGGUAAAACGAUAAUGUGGGACGACAUCGCGGGGCUUGAAUACAUCAAGAAGAUUGUCAAAGAGGUGGUGGUAUUCCCCAUGUUGCGGCCGGACAUUUUUACAGGUCUUCGUCGGCCGCCCAAAGGGAUUCUACUUUUCGGUCCACCAGGAACAGGAAAGACUCUCAUCGGCAAGUGCAUAGCUUCGCAGAGCAAAUCUACAUUCUUCUCCAUUUCAGCGAGCUCGUUGACUUCCAAAUGGAUCGGCGAUGGCGAGAAGAUGGUCCGUGCGCUGUUUGCGGUGGCCAGAGUCCACCAGCCCUCCGUCGUCUUCAUCGACGAGAUAGACUCGCUGCUGACGCAGCGUUCGGAGACGGAGCACGAAGCAUCCAGGAGGCUGAAAACAGAAUUCCUGGUGCAGCUAGAUGGAGCGGCGACAUCUGAUGACGAUCGCAUCCUGAUCGUUGGCGCGACGAAUCGGCCUCAAGAAUUGGACGAAGCGGCGAGAAGACGUCUUGUCAAGAGAUUAUACGUUCCUCUACCUGAGUUGGAGGCCCGCAAGCAAAUAAUAAACAAUUUGUUGACCACCGUGCAACACAAUCUCAAUCAGGAAGAUGUUGCGAGGAUUGCGGAGAAGUCGGAGGGAUACUCUGGUGCCGACAUGACGAAUUUAUGUAAGGAAGCGAGCAUGGAACCUAUUCGAAGCAUUCCUUUCAGUCAACUGGAAGAUAUAAAGAUGGAAGAAGUGAGGCAUAUAACGAGCUACGAUUUCGAGGAAGCGCUGAUCAACGUGCGGCCCAGCGUAUCUCAGUCGGAUCUGAAUAUUUACAUCAUGUGGGAUCGUACUUAUGGAUCUGGCACCGCGCAAACAAAGCGUGAUAGUUAAUUACGGAGCUAUUCAUAAUUACUCGAUGUUUGACAAAAUCGAUACACUCAAAUGGCGGAAAAAGAUUGUAACAUACGAUCCAUAGAUAGAAAGAGAAAUUCUCCAAGUUUUUUACAAUUUAGAUGCAUCUUAAUAUAUUGUUUCUUUGUAAAAAAAGAAACGUUAACUUAAUAAUCCAUUUUCAUUUCUCGCGAUAUAUUACAAUCGACUUUUGAGAUCAUAACAAUAAAUUGUUUUUAUCAUCCAAAUACAGUGUGACGAUAGAAAAACUGAGUUUUUAUCAUAAGGAUCUGCUUGAAAGCAGAGAGACAAAUCAUCGCUACAAUCUCAGAAAUCGAUUAUAAUAUGUGAAGCAUAUAAAUGAAAAUGAACAAAGGGUGAACACACAAAAUACUUAUAAAUAAUGUAUAUAUAAUAUGUAGAUUGUUA